UGAAAGACAAAACGUAUGAAGAUGAUAUUACGCCGUAUCAUGGUGACGAACAGAGAGAAAGGCCGUGACACAACAUACAUGAGCGCAGGAGAAUGUCACAUACUACAGGUCAUACUGAAAAGGGAGGAAGGCUUUAAAAAUUGGACUUGGCAAAAAAAUAUUGUUUGCCUAAAUGUUUCCCGUCACGCCUCAGUAGUCAAUAUAAAGAGGGUUUUAUAGGACGUCGCUAUCAGACUCCACCGCGGCUACUCUGAAAGUGAGAGGAAAACAAGACAUAGAAAAAUGAAGAUCCUUCUGUUCUUGUGUAUCGGGGCAUCUCUUGUGCACUUGGGGGUCCAGGAAUAUUCCUAUCUGACACUUACAGCCCCCAAACAUUUGCCUCGACAGAAUUCCAAUGACUAUGUGUUUUUGAGCCUUGCAUUUAAUCUUGGGUCUCUUGACUCCAUAUAUGAAGAUUUGGAGAAUCCUGCUGGCACGUUUCAUUCUGCUGAUGGAGUCGCCAUUUUCCUAACUGAUAAUCGGAGUCCCAUGAAUAAAAAUGCUAAGGUGAUGGCUGCAGAUUUUGAAAAUCCAACUGAGGCCAAAGCCCAACUCAACAAAUAUGUUACUGACAACACAAGUGGAAAAAUCAAAAAUGUAUUCCGUAGCUUUGAAAAAAAUACAGAUGCUGUUGUCAUCAGUUACGUAGACAAAUGGAAAGUUCCAGUCAGUGAAGGUCGGAAAUUCACUCUUCAGCUGACCGGAGAAUACAAUGUUAUGGUGAAUAAAGAGCUGGGUUUCACUAUGAUAGAGAUUCCAAAGAACCAGUAUGUAUCUGCACUGUACACUAUACCGGAUGUGGGGAAGGAAGAAGCAGUGGGGGCAGUUAUCAGUGACGAUAACCUGGCGUUGUGGAGAAAGUCAAUGACCAAACAGUUGAUAAAUCUCGAGGUGCCUCGAGCUACUCUGUACGGCUGUGCUGCGCUGACCACUGAACUAGUUAUCACCGAUGAUUUUGAAUACAAUAGAAGCAAGUACACAGCAAGAAUAUCAGCAACAUUCCCAUAAAGUGUGGAAACAAAGACGAGAGCUGAUGAGCCUCCGACAGCCAAUCACAUGCUUGAAAUUAGUCCCGUUUAGAAGAGAAAUACAAUGUUUCCCAUUAAAAACAAAAAUGCUUUUCUCUACUACAAAAAUAAAGCUGCAGACGUAAA
Molecule: messenger RNA, 1193 nt
Organism: Bufo bufo (common toad)
Lineage: Eukaryota; Metazoa; Chordata; Amphibia; Anura; Bufonidae
Product: serine protease inhibitor A3L-like
Exons: 6
Coding region: 283-1047 (254 amino acids)
Source: RefSeq, a predicted model, not a curated record